Messenger RNA from Diaporthe citri, 1605 nucleotides. RefSeq lists its product as uncharacterized. The transcript has 3 exons. Bases 1 to 1605 code for a protein of 534 amino acids. The record is from RefSeq and is a predicted model, not a curated record. Lineage: Eukaryota; Fungi; Ascomycota; Sordariomycetes; Diaporthales; Diaporthaceae.
AUGACCAAAGAGUGGCUCAAGUACCGGACGACGAUCCUGGGCCUUUACAAGGACCAGAGCAAGACCCUCGAUGAGGUGAGGCGGAUAAUGAAGGAGGAGUAUGGGUUCGAAGCAUCAGUCCGGGCGUAUCGGUCCCGUUUUGACAAGUGGAGAGUCCACAAGUACAACUGCGCGCGCCGGCGGGCGGCGACAGUGACGGCGGCGGGCGGCUACCAGCAGCAAGGAGGGUAUCUGCGUGGAAAUCGGGACGGCCACGUCCAGAGGCCGCACGCCGAGUGCCAGUUCCUGCCCGUGGGGAGGCAUUACUCCGCACCCGACGUGUUGGUAACGGAAAGCGAUGUCCGCCCGUAUACACCACAGGGGUCUUACACGCGGUCGGGGAUCAAGUCUGAGCCACAUGUGGACAGCGAAACCAGCCCUAGGGUCCUGACCGUCGGCGGAGACUUUCCCGGACAGGCGUAUCGCCCAUGGUAUGAGUCGCACAGCGAGAACAUCGCAGACUCCACACACCAAGCCCCGAAGGCGAUGGGCGUGGCCAGCUCGCCGACGCGCAUGCUCCUCAACAGCGGCCUCCCUGUCCGCUCAGACAACAGCCUCUACCACAACACGGAACAGCUCCACUGGAUCAUGCACGCAAUCCAGCUCCCGCUCCAGCAGCACGCCCUCGAGUCGCUGCGGCAGUGCCUCCUGUGCAGCCCGGACGUGACCCGCGCCCUCCCGAGCGGCGAGACCCCUUUCUCCCAGCUGGCCAACAUGUUCUGGCAGCAGCUAGCCUCGGACGGCACGCUGGGACCCGACCCCGUGUGGAAACUGGCCUGCGAGUGCCUGCGGCAUUGCCUCGUUUUGGGCGCGGACCCGGACGUCCUGGUCGGCGACAGGCCCUUCCUCUUCCGGAUCCUCGAGCAGCCCGCCAGGACCAGGGCGUUCGGGCUUCUCUGGCCCUUCGUGUGGCGCCUCGCCUUUGAGGCCAGCCCGGUCAGCAACAACCACGGCUUCAACGCGCUCCACUCGCUGCUGCUACUGCCCCCGGGCGACGAAACCGCGGCCCCUGCCCCGGCACCCACGACAACAGAGGCCUCCGCCCGCGCGCACCUGACCAAGCUCCUAAUCGGCCGCGUCGCGGCGGCGGGGCGACUGGCCGACCGCAACGCCGCGGGGCUGACGGCCCUCCAGCAGUACGUCUACCACGCCGCGGCGCGCGACCCGCCCGAGCACGUCCUCGCCAUCUGCGCCGAGCUCGUCCGGCACGAGGGGCAAGCUGCCGCCGCCGGCGGUGGUGACACGAGCGCCGUUGUCCCGCUGUCGUUCGUCGGGGAGCUGCGCGCCGGGAAGCUGCCCCCGGGCCUGCAAGCCCACGACGCCGGCGGUGGUGGUGGCGUUUCCGCCGCCGCAAGUUUCUUGCCCUUCGUGUGGACCUCGGCGUGCCAGCAGAGUCUGAACGGGGACGCCGCCGCCGCCGAGGACCACCUGGAUGUUGUGCUGCUUUGCGCCGGCGGGCGGGUCGAUGCUGAGGGCCUGAGGGCACUGCUGCCGCGGCCGGCGGUGGUGCCGGUCGCUCUUCCUAGUCCCGUCUCGCCAAGAGGGGAGAUCAAGUAUGCUUGGUAA